AUGGUUCAUGCAUUCACAAUUGGUCCUCCCCCAUACCUACUGGUCCCCCUGGCCCUGCUUACCCUGACUGAAAGAAUAAGUCUGAGGGAGUUGGGGAUGGAACUGCGCUGUCGCUGCAUCCAGACAGAGAGCCGUCGGAUUGGUCGUCACAUCGAGAAGGUGGAGAUCAUUCCGGCCAAUUCUCACUGUGAAGAAUCUGAGAUCAUUGCCACUCUGAAAAAGACGGGCCAAGUGGUCUGUCUAGAUGCUGAGGCUCCAUGGGUCAAGAAAGUUAUUGAGAGGAUGAUGUCAAGGCAAGCCCAGAUCCCUCUCUCCUAAAGGCAACCAGACUCUCAGAUUCAUAGGUCCAGACCUACGCCUGAAUUAUCAGCACAAAGUAAAGCUUUGCUUCUUAAGCCUGGAUCGUCUCACUUGACCCUUUGAACAUAGCGGAUAAUAUGUUUAAAGCUUCUUUUAAUGCUCAAACUAAUUAUUUGUGUUUCAACUCUCUCUACAGCAGAAGGCGUUGAAAAUCUCCAGAGAGAAUUUUUCAAUGCUGGGCUGUUUAUGGACGAGCACCAUAAGAAGUAGUAUUAUCAUGAGGAGACAAGGUCAUCGAGUUCCUGGUGUGGUUGUCAGACUCUAUUUAAUGUUAGGUUGAAGAUAAAAUAGUGCCGGGCACUAUUAAGCUAUACCUCUUAUAACAGAUUGUUGCAUCAAACAUGAAGAUGUUUUUUUUCAUUAUUAGCAUAGUUUUUAUGCAAGAUUUGUUUUAUCUACCUCUGGAGGGGUUUUCCCUUAGUUUCUCAAUUGUACAACUUGGAAUCAUAUGACCUAUUUAUUCAUCUCAUUUAUGUAUUUAUAAUUAUUAUACUUACAGGCUUUUGAACAAAUAUGCAUCUAUUGAAAAUAAAAAAUUACAUGAAACACAACAAAUAUUGUGUUUGCCAUGUUUAUUAACCAUUAUACCAUGGUCUGGGGGAAUACUCGAUUCUGAUUGGCUGCAGGGUGUGCAUUAACCCCUGAUAUACGGACACAUAAUUAGCUCCAGUUAAAUAGUCUGUUCAACUUUCAAAACGAGAGCUGGUAAAUUGUGAAAUACGCAUUAAACUGUAGGCUAAUCAGAAAACGCGGUUACAUGCUAUAGACCCAAUGGUAACUGGUAUAAAGGCUGGGACGAAUUUCAAAUUAUAAAUAU
Molecule: messenger RNA, 1177 nt
Organism: Gadus morhua (Atlantic cod)
Lineage: Eukaryota; Metazoa; Chordata; Actinopteri; Gadiformes; Gadidae
Product: growth-regulated alpha protein-like
Exons: 4
Coding region: 1-318 (105 amino acids)
Biological process (GO): defense response; chemotaxis; immune response
Cellular component (GO): extracellular region
Molecular function (GO): chemokine activity
Source: RefSeq, a predicted model, not a curated record